AUGUCAGCCAAGCUACAAGCCCAGGCAUCCAAGGAAGCGGCCUUCAGCGCCUUCUUCAAGCGCCAGCUCUUCCACAGCAUCCCCACCGUCUCGACCGACCUGCACGGACAAGUCGCCAUCGUCACCGGCGCCAAUGUGGGCCUGGGGCUAGCCUGCGCACGCCAGCUGCUGGCCCUACAGCUGUCGCGGCUGAUCCUGGCCGUGCGGUCCCAGCCCAAAGGCGAGACCGCGGCGCGCGAGCUCCGCGCCGCCUUCCCGGCCGCGCACGUCGAGGUCUGGCCGCUGGACAUGGCGUCCUACGCCUCGAUCCAGGCGUUCGUCACCCGCUGCCGGACCGAGCUGGCGCGGGUGGACAUCGCCAUCCUCAACGCCGGCCUCGCGCUGAAACGCUACCAACCUAUCACCACCAACCACCCCGGUCCCGCCCGCGAGACCACCCUCCAGGUGAACUUCCUGUCCACGGCCCUGCUGGCCCUCCUGCUGCUGCCCAGCCUCCGUCGCGUGGCCCCGGCUCCUGCUGAGAAACCGGGCCCCGGCACGGCGUUGCGUGCCUCCGCCCCCGGCCGUCUCACGCUCGUCGGAUCGGACACAGCCUACUGGCUCGAUGCCGCCGGACUGCUGCGCGGGCACGCCUCGCUCCUGGCCGCGGCCAACUCGCCCACGGGGUUCGACGGCCUCGAGCGCUACAAGCUGACCAAGCUGUUCGUGCUGAUGUUCGUCGCCAAGUUGGCCCGCGAUGUCGUCGCCGCGGACGAGGUGGUCGUCAACGUCGCCUGUCCGGGCCUGUGCAAGGGCACUGCCUUCGUCAGGGAACCCGACGACAACCGCGCCAAGCACGCGGUCGUCUCCGGUCUCAUCCGCCUCAUCGGCCGGACUCCCGAGCUGGGCGCUCGGGUCUAUCUCGAUGCGGCGCUGGCGCAGGGUCCAUUGAGUCAUGGGAGUAUGCUCAGUGAAGGGAGGAUUCUUCCAUUCCCGCCCAUUAUGUACAAGGAACCGGACUUGAUGGAUCGGCUGUGGAAUGAGAUCAUGGAGGAGUUCGAGGCCGCGGGGUUGGGCAGGGAGCUGGCGGAGGUGGUGGAUCGUGGCCGUGUUGCGAACGCAUGA
Messenger RNA from Aspergillus aculeatinus CBS 121060, 1104 nucleotides. RefSeq names its product NAD(P)-binding protein. The record is from RefSeq and is a predicted model, not a curated record. Lineage: Eukaryota; Fungi; Ascomycota; Eurotiomycetes; Eurotiales; Aspergillaceae. The coding region runs from base 1 to 1104 and encodes 367 amino acids. The transcript has 2 exons.